ACACACACACACACACACACACACACACACACACACAGGAACACACUCUGCUGAUCAGUUGCAGUGUGUUUCUCUCUUCUCUUUAUUAACCGGCCGUGUGUGUGUUGUGUUGUCUGUGGGUGUUGUGUUGUGUUGUGUUGGUUCGGUUCAGUCUGGUUUGUUCCGGAACUCUGAUCCCCGGUGUGCAGCGUCAGUCUCUCGGGUUCAGAGUGUUAGCAUCUCUCGGCUCUUUAGCUGUUAGCAGCUAAGCUAGCGGUUAGCCUGAGUUAGCCGCUAACUGUUAGCCUCGGUUCUCCUCAUGCCGGCGAUGCUGGAGAGGAACUCGGAGGGGAAGAGGAGAGGCCGAGCCGGCAGCAGCGGACCCGGGGCAGCGGGCCUUCCCGCUGGGAAGAGUCUGUCCGGGAAUGGAACCACCAGCAGCUGUUGGGAAGAAGAAGGCUCCGGAUCCAGCAGCGACGAGGAGCAUGGUGGAGGGGGGAUGCGAGUCGGGACGCAGUAUCAGGCCGUGGUUCCGGACUUUGACCCGGACGUGGCGCAGGAGGCUCACGUCAGAGAGAACCUCGGCAUGUUGGUGUGGAUCCCAAGCAGUGCUCUACUCCAGACUCAACUGGACGAGUACAUUGCCAUCGCCAAAGAGAGACACGGCUACAACAUGGAGCAGGCUCUGGGGAUGCUCUUCUGGCACAAACACAAUGUAGAAAAGUCUCUGGCGGAUCUGCCUAACUUCACCCCGUUUCCUGACGAGUGGACAGUGGAGGACCGGGUUCUGUUCGAACAGGCCUUCAGUUUCCAUGGGAAGAGCUUCCACCGCAUCCAGCAGAUGUUACCUGACAAGACGAUGGCCAGUCUGGUUCGGUUUUAUUACUCCUGGAAGAAAAGUCGCAGUAAAACCAGUCUGAUGGACCGACAGACCCGUAAAAACAAGAGAGAUAGAGACGACAGUGAAAAUGAAGUUGAGGACAGAAAUCCUCCCAGCGACUUGGAGCCCGACCAAAACAAAGACGACAAGAAGGAGGUGAGUUCUGGAUCAGAGAGGUCGGAGGUCAAACCAGCAGCUGGUUUAAAGGUGGGCAGUAAGGCGUCUCAGCGUCUGAAGAAACGUCCUCCCAGAGGAAUGUUCCUGAACCAGCAGGACGUGGUCUGUCUGUCCUCUCAGUCGCCUCAGGGUCUCCUCAGACAGCUGGACUGUCAGCUGGUCUCCAUCAAGAGAGAGAUCCAGAGCAUCAAACAGUCUAACAGCUCUCUGAAAGAGAAGAUCUGCUCAGGAGUUGAUGACUUCAGACAACCUGAGUUGUUGUUGUUGUUUCAGGUGAAUCAGAAGUUUAACACCCGCUGGACAACGGAGGAGCAGCUGCUCGCUGUACAAGCCAUCAGGAAGUAUGGGCGGGACUUCCAGGCCAUCUCCGAUGUGAUUGGAAACAAGUCGGUGGUGCAGGUGAAGAACUUCCUGGUGAACUACAGACGGAGGUUCAACCUGGAUGAGGUUCUGCAGGAGUGGGAGGCCGAGCAUGGGCUGGAGGUGGGGGGCGCAGAGGAGGACGACAAGAUGGAGGACAAGAUGGAGGAGAGUCCUGCUGAGGAGGAGGAGGUCACUGACACAAAGGAGGACUCAGACUCCCAGAAGCCCCUGGCCUCGUGACUCUGAGACCCCACCCCUCAUUACUUUACUAUGAUUGUAUUUGUUUUAUUUUAUAUAAAUCUUGUCUCCUGUAUUUAAUUUUUUUUAUUUUAUACAUGAUGCUGCAGUACUUCAGUGGGACUGUUAUUGGUCAGGUGGGAGGUUACCUGUUGUCACUGCUCCUUGUGGACCAAUCAGAAACCGGACCUGUCACUGAGUGGGCGUGGCCUGUUUUUAAUCUGUGUGUUGGUGUGUGUGGGGGGGCAGUCGGUCACUCAGGGUGGGAAAAUAAAACCAAAGUUCAAUAAAAUAAUUUCCUUCUUCUGCA
Molecule: messenger RNA, 1946 nt
Organism: Eleginops maclovinus (Patagonian blennie)
Lineage: Eukaryota; Metazoa; Chordata; Actinopteri; Perciformes; Eleginopidae
Gene: rcor1
Product: REST corepressor 1
Exons: 13
Coding region: 299-1639 (446 amino acids)
Biological process (GO): regulation of transcription by RNA polymerase II; negative regulation of DNA-templated transcription
Cellular component (GO): histone deacetylase complex; transcription regulator complex
Molecular function (GO): transcription corepressor activity
Source: RefSeq, a predicted model, not a curated record